Plasmopara halstedii is the source of this 204-nucleotide messenger RNA. RefSeq lists its product as uncharacterized. The transcript has 2 exons. Bases 1 to 204 code for a protein of 67 amino acids. The record is from RefSeq and is a predicted model, not a curated record. NCBI's taxonomy places the organism in Eukaryota, Oomycota, Peronosporomycetes, Peronosporales, Peronosporaceae.
AUGAUGCUCUUGUGGAAACCUCUCCAGACGUACUUCGAGCGGCCUUCACGGCAGGAAGAAUGUGUUCCGCAUGCAUUGCAAUCCAAGCCGCAUUCUAGAAAGAAGACAAAUGCACGUGGAAGGUUUCGAUCGUUAUCGUUGUUCGGGGUCGGAAAAUUCGCCAUUGUACAAGAACUUUUGAUCGCAGGCUGUACAACUGGAUAG